Messenger RNA from Lindgomyces ingoldianus, 1140 nucleotides. RefSeq lists its product as uncharacterized. The transcript has 14 exons. The record is from RefSeq and is a predicted model, not a curated record. NCBI's taxonomy places the organism in Eukaryota, Fungi, Ascomycota, Dothideomycetes, Pleosporales, Lindgomycetaceae. The coding region runs from base 1 to 1140 and encodes 379 amino acids.
AUGGUUGACUGGGUGGAUGGGAGAGGUGUGAAGCCUUGCUGUGCCACGGACGACUUACUCAGCGGUCCUACUGCAUGCGUCCUCAUCGCCGUGACUGGAAAUAUUCAUCAGUCUGCAGGUCGCCGCUGCGGGCUGUUGGGGCGCGAAUUCAACGCAAUGAAAAGUUUUCAUCGACGCGCCGAUCGCACCACAACCACAUCACCACAGCCUCCAUUUGAGUAUUGCGAUAUUCCAUCUAUGGAGGCUCAUCAAUGGAAACUGGGAUACGAAAAUUACCCGACGUACGACUAUUUGGCUUGCGUACGACAGUGUACCCUUGGGCUUGCACUAGCUCUGAGACCGAGACAAGGAGCGGCGAGGGUAUCUCUCGGACGAAACUUGUUAAGGCCCCGAAGCCCCUCCGAGUGGACCUAUCCGGAACGCCCAGGAGACUCGGAAGAGGGACUUAAUAGGCGUGGUGCUCGCGACCUGGGGACACUGACCGGACGGCUCUACGAGGCAGAUCACCUCUGGUGCUUCGACGGCCCAAACGAACUUGUUAAGGCGGUGGGGGGACGCUCUGGAGCAAUCACAUGUCAGUCGGACGAGGACUCGACGUUAGUGGAGAGGGUGGAGCGGGUUGCCCGGCGUGGAAUCUGGUCUGAGACUCUUACAGGUAACGCGAAACGGGAACUAGAAUGCCUAGUAGCCACUGCUGGCUCCAAGGACCUCACCCCUUCACUGGGCUCUGACCCUUGGUGGACCUGGAUUCCAGCAAGAUCACGUCCUGGCUGGGGAGACUAUUGCAUGGCUCGAGAGAACGGAUGCGCGUGUCGGUGCAUCAACAUACGGGACCGUUCGUUUGGACGGCGUGCCGGUGAGAUGUGCUUAAGGAGCAAACAGGAGUUACCUAGGCGGGAGAGGUAUGGCUGUGCCUCAACUGUGGAAGGUGUCUACUGGAAAACUGGGGUAGAGGUCUUGUUAAGCAGGCAUGUCGAACUCUACUGUAUCACUAGCAUUACUCCAUUGCGCUGUUUAAGAACAAUACGACUUGGUAAAUCGCUACCGAGUGAAGCAGCUAGCAAUAGCAAAUCAGUUUUAAACUGUAGUUUCCAGAAUAUCAUCUAUGCAGAUAAGAAGUUGAGUGUUUACAAAGAAUAG